This is a messenger RNA of Aspergillus campestris IBT 28561, 1575 nucleotides long. Its product is annotated as cytochrome P450. The record is from RefSeq and is a predicted model, not a curated record. The transcript has 7 exons. The coding region runs from base 1 to 1575 and encodes 524 amino acids. Gene Ontology annotation, molecular function: iron ion binding; heme binding; monooxygenase activity. NCBI's taxonomy places the organism in Eukaryota, Fungi, Ascomycota, Eurotiomycetes, Eurotiales, Aspergillaceae.
AUGCUGACAGCAGAAAUCGUCGCCAUCUUGUCGGGGGUUCUAGCCCACCAGGUCGUGUUCAUCCACGGUGAAUGGCAUCUGAGAGGCGCCUCGGUGAUCGUGACACACUUAGCCCUAACCACGUGUCUGUACGUGGUGCGAGACCGUCCAGAGAUACUCGUCUUCUUGUAUCUGUCUUCUUUCUUCCUCAGCAUCUCCAUCUAUCGUCUUUUCUUCCACCGACUACGCCACUUCCCCGGCCCAAAACUGGCAGCACUGACCAAGUUAUGGCAUGUGUGGAAAUGCCGUGACUCGCGUGGCCAUCUGGUCGUGGACGAGUGGCACAAGACGUAUGGAACGUUUGUGCGAACGGGACCAAGCGAGAUCACCGUCUUCCACCCCGCCAUCUACGAGGCCAUGGACGGCACAGGGAACCAGAAUACCCGUUCAGACUGGUACGACCUACUGUAUCCGCGCAUUUCGUCCAUCUUCACGCGCGACAGGGCUUUCCAUCUGAAGCGGAGGCAGAUAUGGAACCACGCUUUGAGCAGUGCAGCACUAAGACAAUACCACCAACGAAUCCACACCAAAGUAUCAACCCUAACAGCACUUGUAGAAGAACAAGACACACACCCCAUCUUGAUCAACAACAUCAUGUACUGGUUUGCCUUCGACUCGAUGGGAGACUUCGCCUUCAGCGAGGACUUCGGCAUGCUGAAGAACCAAGAGUGGCACCGCGUGAUCUACCUGUUCCGGUCUGCGCUGGCGCUGUUGGGUCCGUUCAGUCCGGCGAUUUGGAUUCCGCGGUUGGGAUUUUCGAUUAUGCCGGGGAUGUGGAGGUUGAGGCUGUGGUUUGAGAUGUUGGAGUUUUGUGAUGCUUGUAUGGAGAGGCGGAUGAAGAGGACUUUAGAAGAUCGAGAUAUCGCGUCGUGGUUUAUCCAAGACCACGAGAGCCACAGUGACGACGGGAGUAGAAAGAACUGGCUGAGCGGGGAUACAGCUACGCUGGUUGUGGCGGGGAGCGACACCACCGCUCCAACCCUCACCCACCUCUUCUACUUCCUCGCGCGAUACCCCUCCCACGCAGAGCAAAUCUCUCAAGAGCUCGGGACCGUCGAUGACCAUGAUCCAGUGGCAUUGUCCAAGCUGCCGCAUCUGAACGGGGUCAUCAACGAGACCAUGCGUCUCUUACCAGCUAUCUUGACAUUUGGCACGCGCGACACACCGCCGGAAGGGCUUUGGGUUGAGGGAACGUAUAUUCCAGGGUGUGUUAAGAUUUGCGCGCCGAGAUAUACGGUAGGACGGUUGGAUUCUGCCUACGCUCAACCUCACGACUUCAUCCCCGAAAGAUGGUACAGUCAACCAGAUCUGAUCAAAGACAGACGGGCAUUUGCGCCAUUUGGAUUGGGCAACACUAGCUGCGUCGGCAAGAACCUCGCUCUGGCACAGAUUCGCCUCGUCACGGCGGCGCUGGUCUCGCGAUAUAAGAUACGGUUUGCGCCAGGGACCGAGGGUGGAGAGUGUGUUGAGAGAGAUAUGCGUGAUCAGCUUACAGCACGGCCGGGAGAGUGUUGGAUUGUGUUUGAGAGGAGGUAG